AUGGUCGAUCAGUUGACAAAACGCAAACCGGGAAUGAUUGUGAGAGCAUCUUCCAUCAAGAUCGUCAGCACUGCUAUGGGAAUGGCAAUCCAGGACCCAGACGCCAGAAAUCGGGACAGCAGCCAGCAGGACAAGGUUUGCGGCCACGAUUCCCCAGGCCGAGGAGGGGAUGUCAUUUUGGAUGUCUGCAGGGAGUUAUCUCCCAAGCAACAUUUGAGGCUAGUCGAGGAGAUCGAUCAUGAGUAUAACUUCGUGUUAGAUGGGGUUGCGGGAGGUCAACCCAAUGAUGACAACUUUCUCGAAAAGUCAAGGAACGGUCAUCUAUUUUGGUCUAUUUUAGUCCCUUGCGUCUUCGGAGAUGCUGCCUCAGAAGAUGAGGUUUCUGAUGAAGUUGAGGAUGGUGAUGAUGUACAAGUUUUGAUUUUUGUAUAA
Penicillium crustosum is the source of this 432-nucleotide messenger RNA. RefSeq lists its product as uncharacterized. Bases 1 to 432 code for a protein of 143 amino acids. Lineage: Eukaryota; Fungi; Ascomycota; Eurotiomycetes; Eurotiales; Aspergillaceae. The record is from RefSeq and is a predicted model, not a curated record. The transcript is spliced from 2 exons.